Molecule: messenger RNA, 3091 nt
Organism: Botrytis cinerea B05.10
Lineage: Eukaryota; Fungi; Ascomycota; Leotiomycetes; Helotiales; Sclerotiniaceae
Gene: Bcvps70
Product: Bcvps70
Exons: 2
Coding region: 383-2803 (806 amino acids)
Molecular function (GO): carboxypeptidase activity
Source: RefSeq, a predicted model, not a curated record
GCUUCUCUCUCUCCCCCCUCAUCCCAUCUGAUAGGGUGAUCUUCGGAUGUACCUGUCUCCGCUUUUAAUGUCUUAUCAGCUCCUCCUCUGUCAUAUCGGGAAGGAAGCAUGGCAAGCUUUUUUAGCCUACGGGAAGGGAAUACUGUCUCAGUACUAGCUCCCUUGGUAUUCCUCUCCACAUAAUCAGUUCCGUGCAUACAUACCCAACCACCAACUCCGUUCCUACAUCAUCAUUCAGAUAACGCAAUAGGUCCUUACUUUAUCGUCAGUUCAACCUCUUCAUCCAUCGUGGACAUGUUUUGAUUGAUGGUUUCUCUCUUCACUCUUCAUACCAUCACAUCUGCGCGCGAGUGGUAUCUCUCAACUCUCACUAACCUUCAUCAUGGGUAGAAUCCUGGAUGAAAAGAAAAUGGAGAGCAAUGAACGCACUCCCUUGAUCGCCACGGUCAUCGUGGGCCCCCCUCGACAAAGAUAUCAACACAAUACCAUCCGUCGAUUCUUUACCAUCGCUGCAACGUGCUGCUUGAUUGUCGCCGUCGUCAUCUCCCUUCUCCCCCUGUCUCUCUUUCCUCGACACCACAAACAUUGGCAUCACGACAAGCACCAUGGAGAAUCGUCGGCCAUCACAUACGAAGAACUUCAACAAAUAUUACUCGAUACUCCCAAGGCAGAGAAAGCAAGAGAGUGGAGCAAAUAUUAUACGUCCGGCCCGCAUGUAGCUGGAACAAAUAAAAGCCAAGUUACUUGGACUCAAGAAAGAUGGCAGGAAUUUGGCAUCGAAUCGGAAGUCGUUGCAUAUGACGUGUAUCUCAAUUAUCCUCGUGGUCAUCGCCUUGCCUUGUACGAAAAGACAGCGAGUAAGGACUCCAAGGUCGAAGAAUUGAAGAUCAAAUUCGAAGCUAGCUUGGAAGAAGAUGUUCUGGAAGAAGACGAGACUACUGGUUUGGACACCAGAAUCCCAACGUUCCAUGGAUACUCUGCAUACGGAAAUGUCACUGCACCAUACGUUUACGUCAACUAUGGCACAUACGGAGAUUUCGAAGACUUGGUACGACUCAAUGUUAGCCUGGAAGGCAAAAUCGCCAUUGCAAGAUAUGGUGGAAUUUUCCGUGGACUCAAAAUCAAACGCGCACAAGAAUUAGGAAUGGUUGGAACUGUUCUCUUCAGUGAUCCUGGUGAUGAUGGAUCAAACACUGAGGAACAUGGAGCUAUUGCAUACCCAGAUGGACCAGCCAGAAAUCCAAGUAGUGUUCAAAGAGGAAGUGCUCAAUUCCUUAGUGUUGCACCUGGAGAUCCAACCACAAUAGGAUAUCCUUCGAAACCUGGAGUUCCACGUCAACCCGUCGAUGGCAAAAUCCCUUCAAUUCCUUCCCUUCCAAUUUCUUACGUGGAUGCUUUACCUAUCCUCAAAUCUCUCAAUGGUAUCGGACCUGCGCCAAAAGAUUUAAAUAAGUGGUGGGAUCGAAAUCUUGGCUUGGCAUACAAAGGAGUAGAAUACAACAUUGGUCCCUCACCAGAUAAUCUCGUUCUCAAUCUUGUCAACGAUGUUGAAUAUGUCACCACACCUAUCUGGAAUUUAAUUGGUAUUAUUAAUGGCACAUUGUCAGACGAAGUUAUCGUCAUCGGAAAUCAUCAUGAUGCAUGGAUUGUUGGUGGCGCUGGUGAUCCAAAUAGUGGUUCUGCAGCUCUCAACGAAGUUGUUCGAAGUUUUGGUGUUGCUGUUUCUAGAGGAUGGAAACCAUUACGUACCAUUGUAUUUGCCAGUUGGGAUGGUGAAGAAUAUGGUUUAAUUGGUUCUACCGAAUGGGUUGAAGAAUAUUUACCUUGGCUCAACAAUGCCAAUGUUGCCUACAUCAAUUGUGAUGUUGGUACGAGUGGACCUACUUUCUCGGCAUCAGCAAGCCCUCUUCACAACAAAGCUUUGGGUGAAAUCUUAAGCUUAGUUCAAUCACCCAAUCAAACAAUUCCAGGACAAACCGUCGGGGACCUUUGGAAUGGAGUCAUUAGUACCAUGGGAAGUGGUAGUGACUUUACAGCUUUCCAAGAUUAUGCUGGUAUUCCAUCAAUUGAUCUUGGAUUUGGGCCAGAUGUUAAUCAUGAAGGUGGUGAAAAGGCUGUCUUCCAUUAUCAUUCCAACUAUGACUCAUUCCAUUGGAUGGAUACCUAUGGAGAUCCAGGGUUUCAUUACCAUGAAGCAAUGUCCAAGAUUUGGGCUCUUUACACGGCCAAAAUGGUAGAAACACCAGUCAUUUCUUUCAAUGCUACUGACUACGCAAAUGCAUUACAAGGGUAUAUCAGCAAAACCGAAGCCAAAUUGAACUCGAUCAUGAUUGGAUCCUCUUCUGAAGAACAGGAUGAAGAAGCUCGUUUCCGUCCCUCUAAGAUCGAAACCAAGGGUGAUAUUAAUGCUCUUAAACUUUCUUUCAAAGGUCUCCACAAUCGUGCUACCGCAUUAAAAGAUGCAGCAAUUCGUCAUGAUUCCACUGCCGCUGUUCUUGCUAAACAAGUGGGUCAAGAUAUUCCAUGGUGGAAAAUUGUAUCCAAGAUCAAACUUUACAAUCAAAUUCGAACUGUCAAUGAGAAAUACAAGUAUCUCGAGAGAAACUUUUUAUACCAAGAAGGUUUAGAUGGUAGAACAUGGUUCAAACAUGUUGUUUUUGCACCAGGAUUGUGGACCGGUUAUGCAGGUGCAGUUUUCCCAGGUUUGGUAGAAAGUAUUGAUGCAGAGGAUUACGAUAAUGCAGAGAAAUGGAUUGAUAUUAUUGGGAAAUGUUUGGACAGUGCGGCGGAAUGGUUAGCUUGAAAUGAGGAUUUUGUCACAAGUGAGGGUUGAGACAGACGGACCGCUUUGGUUAGAGAGUUGAUAAUGAUGAUGAAUGGGAUACAUACACGAUGGCUCAGUGGAGGACAUACAGAAACAGUAUAGAAAGCAGACGUAGAGAAGCAUACAGAGAGGUAGAGACUAGAAGCCCUUUUCAUUUCUUUUUUUAUACACCUCCAGGUAGUAGAUAGAGAUUGAAUGAAAAAGGUAGAACAGGCUAGUUUUGAAUAAAACUCUAAACUUCUAUUCGAUUAAUUCAUUUCUUUUUCA